This is a messenger RNA of Nematocida homosporus, 990 nucleotides long. RefSeq lists its product as uncharacterized. The record is from RefSeq and is a predicted model, not a curated record. Lineage: Eukaryota; Fungi; Microsporidia. The transcript has a single exon. Bases 1 to 990 code for a protein of 329 amino acids.
AUGCAGAGUUAUGGCGUUCUAAAUCAAUGCUACAACAAUAUCACUGUUAGUAAAGAAAUUUCGAUUACAUUAGGUGUACUCUAUACGAUCAUUGGUGUUUAUAUGGUGGCACAGCUUUUGUUGUUCGCGCUUCAGAAACAUAUACAGCAUAUAUCAACUAUAAGUAUUGACAUGCGUUUCUAUUCUUUAUCAGCCUUUCUGAACAAUGGGUUUGUUGCGAAGCUAGUCUAUGGACUCCUGAUGACUCAAGGAUUGCUCGAAAGGAAUCUUAUGCAGACCAUUGUCUGUACUCUGACGGAAUUUGUUAUUAUGGGCAUUCGACUGUGGAUGACUCUGAGAUUAGAUGCCGGGUCGGGUAUUCGCUAUAUUGUUUUGGGGUUUAAUUCGCUGGCACUUGUAGUUGACUCUCUAAUUAUGUUGUACAUAAUUACUAAGCAGCGAAAGGAGUUUAGUUGGUUUCAUUAUAAAGCCUUUGGUGCAAACAUUCGUCGUAAUCAGAUGUUCUCUAUGCGAAAGCUCAUUGAUCUAACUUUCAAAACAGGAUUUCAGUUGUUUAUUUCCAUUUGGAUUGUUUCCUUUCUGAUUAUGGAUUUAGGAUCCUCCUUAAUCAUUGAAACAAUCCUCUAUAUGGUUGUUUUGAUAAUCUAUCAAAUUGAUAAUUACGAAUUGGUUCCUAUUCGAAUUAUAAACGCUUUGCUCAAUAUAUCCAUGUCUAUCUAUCUAAUAACCCAGAUUAUCUUCUUUGAUAACAUUGUUCGGGUAUCUCUCAGAGGCUCAGAGAAUCCAGAUAUGUAUCCUUAUCUGAUAAUAACUAUAAUAUUGCGGAUCCUAGUACAUUUUGUUUAUAGUGGCUUGCUUAUCUUUGAUCUGUUCUCAUUCAACCAAGGCAUUCUCUACUAUCAGGCCAAAAGAGAAAAGAAACGCAAGCAAAUCGACACUACCGCCACUGAUAUCAAAAAAAAGCCCAACCCAAUCGAAACCACCAUUUAA